UCUCCCUUUGUCUCCCCGUGUUCUCACGCCAAGUGAAGUGUCUGCCACUCAAGUAAAGAAGCCCAAGAAGAACACAUCGGUUCAUGGCUCUUCCUGCUCGGAUCUUCCUGCAGCAUUGCGAUUAAUUUUGGGCCGUGGCAUAGGGUUGAAGCGGCAGCAGCAAAGACCCUCCGGUUCUAUAACUUUCCAACAGGAUGUGGAGCGUAUUGACGUACCUUCUGGCGUCGUUCGUCGUACCAAUUUUGGAAGCUGGGAAGCCAUCGAUAGCAUCGAUAAAAAACGGGGACGUCGAAGGACGCACAGUGGAAGUCCUCGGUAGGACGGUGGAAGUUUACCAGGGCAUUCCGUUCGCUCGCCCUCCCGUCGGAAAACUUCGAUUCCUAGAACCUAUUUCCGCCGAUCCUUGGUCUGGCGUCUACGACGCCACAGCCCCGAAGACGGCUUGCAUCCAGAAAGUAUUCAGCGAAGAUUUCGCGCCCUACGUCAACCAGUCAGAAGACUGCCUCUAUAUCAACGUUUGGACAUCAGCGAGAUCGAGACCACUGAAGACAGUGCUGGUAUGGAUUCACGGAGGCGGUUUCACAUUUGGUUCGGCCUAUCAACACUGGUACGACGGUUCGGCGCUGGCGGCUCUGCACGACGUCGUCGUCGUCACUUUCAACUACCGUUUGAAUAUCUUCGGUUUUCUGAACGCUGCCAUACCUGAAGUACCCGGUAACAUGGGUCUCCUGGAUCAGAACCUAGCACUUCGCUGGGUUCGCGACAACAUUCGGUCGUUCGGUGGCAAUCCGUCACGUGUGACGUUGUUCGGAGAAAGCGCCGGUUCUUUCAGUGUGAGCGCUCAUGUACUGUCUCCCCUCAGCCGAGGCCUGUUUCAAAGAGCAGUCUUCAUGAGCGGAGCGUAUAACACGGACGGCCUCAUAGAUAACGCCUUUGAAAGCUUAUCUAAAGGUAACAAGGUCGCCGAAAUCGUUGGUUGUGCAUCUGCUUAUAAAGACCUCGCCUCUUACCCAGCAGAGGUCCUCAAGUGCUUGCGCUCCAAGCCGGCUGAGCUUCUUUGCGAUGCCACUUACAACGGCUCCGCAGCUAAGGUGUUUAACUUCAUUCCAUCACAUCCAAACGCUUUCUUGCCCAAGCGCCCCACCGUGGCAAUGAAGAGAGGCGAGUUCAACAACGUUGACGUCAUGCUCGGAGUCACUGCAAACGAAGGAAAUUUCAUAGUCAUGUCUUUUCCGGAUAGCCGCAUUCAAACGGAGGACCUGGAAGGAGUUAGCGAAGACGAGCUCAAGAAAGUCCUACGCAUCGUGUCCCUCGCCUGGCUUCCAGACAAGUUCGCGCCAAUGCUGGAGCGGUACGCGAGCGCGGCCACUCCGGCUGAUAAGCGACUUCUGAGGGAAUUGCAUACAGAGUUUAUAACUGACGGCCAGUUCAUCUGUCCCAGCAAGUUUUUCGCUGAAGACUACUCUAACAUGGGUAACUCGGUCUACUUUUCCGUAUUCGGCUACAGGUCACCUAAGUUCCCGUUCCCAAAGUGGACCGGCGUGCCGCACACUUCCGACAUCGUCUUCUACUUCGGCGUUCCUCUCCUCAAACCGGAACACUUCACCGACGAAGAUCGGGAGUUCAGCAAGGCUGUGAUGAAAGCACUCACGAAUUUUGCAAAGACGGGGCAACCAGUCUUCGAUGGAGUCGAGUGGCCGGCGUACACGAGCGACGACCCUGUGGCCCUGUGGAUUCAGCCAGGAAAUUACUCCCUUCACCGAAAUAUUGGUCACAAGAACUGCGACUUCUGGAGAGAGUACUUGACGUACGCAGAAAAAUAAAGGUUCUACAUAGUAAGCAAACCGCAGCUAACUGGAACGAAAAUAAAGACAGUAUAUACCAUAUGCGCAUCACCAAGACCAGGAUCAAACCUGCGUUUGUUUGUUACUAACGUUCACGGUGUCGCGGGCGGGGUCGGGCCCGCCGAGCAAUAUCGUUUCUCGAGUGCC
This is a messenger RNA of Dermacentor silvarum, 1991 nucleotides long. Its product is annotated as cholinesterase. Gene Ontology annotation, molecular function: acetylcholinesterase activity. Gene Ontology annotation, biological process: choline metabolic process; acetylcholine catabolic process. NCBI's taxonomy places the organism in Eukaryota, Metazoa, Arthropoda, Arachnida, Ixodida, Ixodidae. The transcript has 3 exons. Gene Ontology annotation, cellular component: plasma membrane. The coding region runs from base 195 to 1823 and encodes 542 amino acids. The record is from RefSeq and is a predicted model, not a curated record.